AUGUCUGCGGAGCCCGAAGAAGAGGUGGAGGUUUGCUGCGGCGGCUUCGACUUCCCUUGCGUCGUCUGCAGCCAGCAGCAACAACAGCAACAGCAGCAGCAGCAGCAGCAGCAGCAGCAAAAUGAAACCCUACACUGCAUGCAAACUGAAGCAGAUCCGACGCAUGCAGCAGCAGCAGCAAACUUUUCACAAGACAAUCUGUCUCUAAAUGCAAUCAACUGCUGCUGCUCCCCAACCCCUUCCACCCCUUACACUCCCUUAGGGGCCCCUAUAGGAGGGUCACCUUUAGGGGCCCCCGAAGGGGCCCCCCUUAUAGGGGCCUCCCCUAUAGGGGGGGCCCCUUUAGGGGCCCCUAUAGAAAGGGCCCCUAUAGGGGGGGGCCCUUUGGGGGCCCCUAUAGAAGGGGCCCCUAUAGGGGGGGCCCCUUUGGGGGCCCCAGUGGGGGCCUCUAUAGAAGGGGCCCCUAUAGGGGGGGCCCCUUUGGGGGCCCCUUUAGGGUCCCCUAUGGGGGGGGCCCCUUUAGGGGCCUCUAUUGGGGAGGCCCCUUUAGGGGGCCCUAUAGGGGGGGGCCCUUUGGGGGCCCCUAUGGGGGGGGCCCCAAUAGGAGGGGCCCCCUUGGGGGCCCCUGUGGAUGGAUUGUGUGUUGGUUUGGAGUGUAGAGGGCCUCUCAGCAGCAACUGCAGCAACAGCAGCAGCAGCAGCACCAACUGCAGCAGCAGCAGCAGCAGCAGCAGCAGCAGCAGCAGCAGCAAGUCGGGUGUAUUGGGGAAUCGGUUUGCUUCGGUGGCAUUCCACUCCACGGGUCUCGCUACUGCAACAAGGGCAGUUGCUGCUGCUGCUGCUGCAGCAGCAGCAGCUAAGAAGACAGGAAGCAGCUGCAGCAGCAACAGCAGCAGCAGCAGCAGCAACAGCAGCAGCAGGAGCAAGGCCUCCUCUGUGUGGCUUCGCUCUUCAUAUUUAUCUCUCUGGGCUGAGAUGAAGGCAGCAGCAGAAGCAGCAACACCAUCACAGAUAACUGCUGCUGCUGCUUCUGCUGCUGCUGCCUUCCGAAGCAAAGGCAUUGGCUGCUGCACAACGCAAACAGAAGCAACACCAGCAGACACAGCAGCAGCAGCAGAUACAGCAGCAGCAUCGGCAGCAGCAGCAGGCACAGCAGCUGCAGCAGCAGCAGAUCCAACAGCAGCAGACACACAAGCAGCAGGAGCAGACCCAACAGCAGCAACAGCAGCAGCUAAAGGCACAGCCGUGGCUGUCUCCAGCACUCUCGUAGCACCUACAGGCUCUGCAGCAGCAGCAGCAGCAGCAACAACAGCAUCAGCAUCAUUAUCAUCGUCAGCAGCAGCAGCAGCGGCAGCAGCAGCAGCAGGGGGGAGCAGCAGCCCUUUAUGUGCUGGAGUUGCCUUGCGCGAAGAGCAGCAGCAGCAAACAGAGGAGUGCUGCUCGUUGCUUCCCGCUGCAGCUUCAGGUGUAUGGGCAGCUGGGGACAGCCAACAGCAACGGGAGGCCCCCGUCUGGUGUACAUACACUUCAGAGCAGCAAGAAGGAGACAGACUGCAGCAGCAAAAAGAAGAAGAAGAAGCACAAACCCAGCGCACUUAUAUCCAUACUCAACAAGACACCCAACGUGCAGCAGCAGCAGCAGCAGCAGCAGCUGACACAGCAGCAGACACAGCAGCAGACACUGCAGCAGACACUGCAGCAGACACAGCAGUAGCAGCAAUGGAUACGACAGCAGACACAGCAGCAGCAGCAGCAACAGCAGCAGCAGCAGCGCCGCAGGCUGCUACUCAGCAAGACUUCCUUGGGGAUCUGCUGCCCGCGACACAAAAGACGCAGGAAGGUGUAGGAGCAGCACCUGCCUCGCAUGCAGCAGCAGCAGUAGCAGCAGCAACUGCUGCUACUGCUGAGUCUGCUGCUGUAGGAGCAACUGCUGCUGCUGCUGCUGCAGGCGCAACUGCUGCUGCUGCUGCUACUGCAGCAGACAAGGAAGACUUCUUCUGUCAAGGUGAAUAUACACCUGCGGAUAGCCCUCCGCUGCAGGCAGCUGAAGCAGCAACAGCAGCAGCAGCAGCAGAUGCACUUCCCGCUGCAGCAGCAGCAGCAGCAACAGCAGCAGAUGCUCUGCCUGCUGCCGCACCUCGAGAGUUUCCUGCUGCUGCUGCAGCUGCUGAUGAUUUUGUAUGGGUGGGGGGCGGAAGCCCCGUCGCCUUCAAUUCCCGCAGGAUGAGGCGUGCAGACACUGCAGCAGCAGCAGCAGCAGCAGCAGCAGCAGCAAACUGUCAGUCUCCAUACGUACGGGCUGCCGGGCUGACAGCAACAGCAGCAACAGCAACUGCAGCAGCAGCAGCAGCAGCAGCAAACGUGGCUCCGUUUAGUCGCGGUUUUUUCAGUGAGCCCUCAACCCCCCAACGGCAGCCAGUUAAGACAGCAGCAGCAGCAGCAGCAGCAGCAGCAGGAACAGCAGCAGCAGCAGCACGAGGUUUGGCUUCUCCGUACAUGACUCCGCCGCGUGCGCAUAUUUCCAGCAUAGGGUCUGCUGCUGCUGCAGGUGCAGCAGCAGCAGCAGCAGCAGUUGGAUGUGCUGCUGCUGCAGCUUCUCCCUUCAAGCAGCCUCUCGGCCGCAGCAGCGGAUACCUGAAGUCGUCAGCUCGGCGUGCUGCUGCUGCACUCAGCAGAGCUGAGCUUACAGCAGCAGCAAAGAGGUUUACACCCCUCCCUUUAGGCUGCAGCAGCAGCAGCUCCAACUCAACUCCAAGAAAAAAAAGAAAAACCCACAUGCAGCAGCAGCAGCAACAGCAGCAACAGCUGCUGCUGCAGCUGCAGCAGCAGCUGCAGCAGCAGACACCCGAAAGCCAUACACAACUGAACCGUUACUGCAGCAGCAGCAGCAGCAGCAGCAGCAGCAGCGGGGGUAAUGAGGAGGUCGGGAUGUCUUCGGCUGCUGGAGGAGUUUGGGCCCCAGUGAAGAAAGAAUACAUCCUUGAGCAGCAGCAGCAGCAACAGCAGGAGCAGCAGCAGCAGCAGCAGCACGAGCAGGAGCAGCAGCAACAGCAGGAGGAGGGUGAAGAGAACGAUCAGCAGGCCGAGCAAGAGCAUGUGGAUGGACAGCAGCAACAGCAACAGCAGCAGCAGCAGCAGCAACAGCAGCAGCAGCAGCAGCAGGACUUGCGUUUAUUGAGGGAUGUUGUUGCAUCUCCCUUAUCAGAUAGAAGAAGAGACAGCGCAUGGAUUAACAGCAGCAAAGAGGGGGGCCCCUCUUUUUAUUCAGGGCCCCCCUUCUGUUUAUCUGCUCUUCUUCAUUUGCUGCAGCACCACCUCUUCACCUUUCAGGUUGAGGGCCUCCUCUGGAUGCUCCAACGAGAAGGACGCCUACAGGGGGCCCCCUGGGGCCCCCCCAUUGGGCCCCACCAGGGGCCCCCCACAUUGCCCUUACAGGGGCCCCCCUCCCAGGGGCCCCCCUCCCAGGGGCCCCCCUCCCAGGGGCCCACCUCCCAGGGGCAGUCUCAGGGGGCCCCCCAGGGGCCCCCUAUGGGGCCCUCUCAGGGGGCCCCCUUCCAGGGGCCCCCUAUGAGGCCCUCUGAGGGGGCCCCCCAGGGGCCUCCUCAGGCGUUAGGGAGGGAUGGGGGGCCCCCUGUUGUGUUGAAGAGUACAGGUGGUUUGGUGCUAGAUUUAUUUGGGCUCGGGAAGACAAUGCAAUUUGCUGCUCUUAUUGCUGCAACAGCAGCAGCAGCAGCAGCAAACUGCAGCAGAGGGGCCCCUUAUAUGACUCCAGCAGCAGCAGGGGCUGCAGCAGCAGCAGCAGCAGCAACAGCAGCAGCAGCAGCAGCAAGAGCUGAACUCUCGCUGAUAGUCUGUCCUGCUGCUGUGCUGCUGCAGUGGCAGAAGCAGUUUGUGCAGUUAGGCGGAUUAAAAAUUAAAACUUUUGAUUGCAGCAAAUACCUCAGAGAUAACGGGCCCUCACUGAGCCCUUCUCUGCUGGAGGAUGUCGACGCCGUUUUUAUUUCCUUUGAACGCAUCGCUGCAGCAGAUUGCCUCUGCAAACCCCGCAGGCAGCAGCAGCAGCAGCAGCAACAGCAGCAGCAGCAGCAGCAGCAGCAGCAGAAGGAGUUGAGGCUGCUUCUUGCAGAGGAGAGUGGAGAGGAGUUGGAGGGUUGGACAUCUGCAGGUGCCGAGACACCUAAAGAAAGAAGAAAGGAGCAAACAGCAGCAGCAACAGCAGCAGCAGCAGCAACAGCAGCAGCAGCAGGAGCAGCAGCAGUUACUCCGGCUCGCUGGGGUAUUACUGCUACUCCUGAGGCAGCAGCACCAGCUGCAGCCGCAGCAGCAGCAGCUGCUGCAGCAGCAGCGGGAGGAGGCGCUGCUGCUGCUGCUGCUGAUGCUGCUGCUGCAUCUGCAGGCGCUUACAGGCUCCUGAGGCUGCUGGGGGUUGUAGAGGAGACAGCAGCAAAAGAGAAGCAGACAAUCAACGCAUUUGAUGUUUGCUUCUGCGGCAAGAAGGAAGCAGACAAGCCGUGUCUCUCAGAAGCAGCAGCAACAGCAACAGCAGCAGCAGCAGCAGCAGCAGCAGCAGGAGAGGCAGCAGCAGACAUUGGCGGGUUGGUGCUACGGCGGUCGCAUGCAGACUUGAUGAUGUGGGGUGAAAAAAAGAAAAACAUCUGCUCCAAGGCGCAGCAGCUGCUGCAGCAAUUGCUGCAGCAGCAGCAGCAACAGCAGCCGCAGCUGCUGCUGAUGCCGCCGCUGCGGCAGCCCCACUUACCACAAGUACAGAUGAAGGUGCAUGCGCUGACGUUCGCCAGCACCGCAGAGCGCGAGGUGUACAGACAGCUUGAAGAGACAGCGCAGCAGCAAGCAGCAGCAGCAGCAGCAGGAACAGCAGCAGCAACAACAACAGCAACAGCAGCAGCAGGUGAGGGGAGGCUUCUCAGCGCUCUCGAGUGGACUGUGCUGCUGCGGCUCUGCUGCAUGCACACUUCUCUUGUGAAGCGGCAGACCGGGGGCGCCGCUCUAAUUGCUGCUGCUGCUGCUGCUGCUACUGAGCAACAGCAGCAGCACCAGCACCAGCAGCAGCAGCAGCAGCAGCAAUUAGAGGGGGGCCCCUCCCCUCUUCAACGCCGACGGAGGCUUUCGCUGCGGUCGCCUGCACAGGGCAGCAGCAG
This is a messenger RNA of Eimeria acervulina, 5156 nucleotides long. RefSeq lists its product as hypothetical. The transcript has 3 exons. The record is from RefSeq and is a predicted model, not a curated record. Lineage: Eukaryota; Apicomplexa; Conoidasida; Eucoccidiorida; Eimeriidae. The annotation marks the transcript as partial. Gene Ontology annotation, molecular function: ATP binding; ATP-dependent chromatin remodeler activity.